Messenger RNA from Alosa sapidissima (American shad), 6410 nucleotides. It is a transcript of the gene limk1a, whose product is annotated as LIM domain kinase 1a. The transcript has 15 exons. Bases 342 to 2321 code for a protein of 659 amino acids. NCBI's taxonomy places the organism in Eukaryota, Metazoa, Chordata, Actinopteri, Clupeiformes, Clupeidae. Gene Ontology annotation, cellular component: cytoplasm; nucleus; neuron projection. Gene Ontology annotation, biological process: actin cytoskeleton organization; protein phosphorylation; positive regulation of stress fiber assembly. Gene Ontology annotation, molecular function: protein serine/threonine kinase activity; protein binding; ATP binding. The record is from RefSeq and is a predicted model, not a curated record.
GCUGUGCAGCUUUGAUAAAGUAGGAGCGCCACCCUCUUCCACUGUAGCAAGGGGGCCCCCACUGGGUGCAGGGGACAGACGGGAAAGGGCUUGUGUCAGGGGUCAGGGCUGCUCCCAAGGAAGCCCAUGAGCUAGCCCAGAACAGGAAAUAGUAGAGCAAAGAAAAAAAAAGAUUGUUAGCAGCUGCAGCGAGAGUCUGUGUGUGUGUGUGAGAGAGAGAGAGGGAGAAGGAAAGCAAGAGAAGAAGAAGCAGCAUCCAUUUAGUAGGUAGCGACAUACUGUAGGGCUACAUUUAACUGCGCUGGUGGUUUUUGGUGGAGGCUAGACUGGUGAACUUCGACAUGAACCUGCUUCCUGAAUGUCACAAGAAGGGCUCCACGCUACAUGGAGAGAUGUCACGAAGAGAUCAGCGCUACCGCAGUCGUUUGAGGGGGACAAAGUGUUGUGAAUGCAGCACCUCCCUGUCCCAUUGGUACUACGAGAAGGAUGGGCGGCUCUUCUGCAAGAAGGACUACUGGGCCAAGUUCGGCGAGCUGUGUCACGGAUGCACGGAGCCCAUCACCACUGGCCUGAUCAUGGUUGCGGGAGAGCAGAAGUAUCACCCCGAGUGUUUCACCUGCCUGAACUGUCGGAGUUUCAUUGGAGAUGGGGACACGUAUGCCCUCGUGGAAAGGUCCAAGCUCUACUGUGGCCAUUGCUACUACCAGACCAUCGUCACCCCGGUGACACUCCCGGACUCACCGUGCUCGAAGAUCCCCCACACAGUGACCCUUGUGUCCAUCCCGGCAUCCACCGAUGGCAAGCGUGGCUUUUCCGUUGCCAUCGACCAGAGCACCAGUCCUAAUGGCUUCGGCCCUGACCACAACCCCACAGUGAGGGUGUCAGAAGUGGACACAGAGUGCAUCAGUCCUGAUGUGAAGAACUCCAUACAUGUAGGUGACAGAAUCCUUGAGAUCAACGGGACGCCAAUCCGGAAUGUUCCUUUUGAUGAGAUUGACCUGCUGAUCCAGGAGACAAGUCGUCUGCUGCAGCUGACCAUUGAGCACGACCCCCAUGACCGUGGCGGCUCGGAGGACCAGGUGGACAGGCCGAGCCCCCUGUCUCCAGUGUCCAGUCCGGUGUCCCCAAUCACCCAGCCCCCCAACCAGGACGUCAACAACCUCCGCUCCCGCGUGAUCACGCGCAGUUACAGCAUUGACAAAUCACCCUGCUCCAGCAACACCGCUUCACCCUUGUCCCAACGCAAAGACAUCAACCGCUCAGAAUCCCUGCGUGUGGUGUCCAAUCACACGCACCGGAUCUUCCGCCCCUCUGACCUCAUACAUGGAGAGGUCCUGGGGAAGGGCUGCUUCGGUCAAGCCAUCAAGGUGACCCACCGAGAGACGGGCGAGGUGAUGGUGAUGAAGGAGCUGAUCCGCUUCGACGACGAGACGCAGAGGACCUUCCUCAAGGAGGUGAAGGUGAUGCGCUGCCUGGAACACCCCAACGUGCUCAAGUUCAUCGGCGUGCUCUAUAAAGACAAACGACUCAACUUCAUCGCCGAGUACAUCAAAGGAGGAACCCUGAGGGAAAUCAUUAAGAAAAUGGAUAGCAACUUUCCAUGGAACCAGCGAGUGAGUUUUGCAAAGGACAUUGCUUCAGGCAUGACCUACCUGCAUUCCAUGAACAUAAUCCACAGAGACCUGAAUUCUCACAACUGCCUUGUACGAGAAAAUAACAGUGUGGUGGUGGCAGACUUCGGGCUUGCUAGGCUCAUGGUGGAGGACAAGAACCAGGACAAGCUGUCUCUGGGGAACCCGCAGGGUCUGAAGAAACCUGACCGUCGGAAGAGGUACACGGUCGUGGGCAACCCCUACUGGAUGGCACCAGAGAUGAUUCAUGGAAAGAGUUACGACGAGAAAGUCGACAUCUUCUCCUUUGGGAUUAUGCUUUGUGAGAUCAUCGGGCGAGUCAACGCAGACCCAGACUAUCUCCCCCGGGCGAUGGACUUCGGGCUGAACGUGAAGGGCUUCCUGGAGCACUUCUGCCCGUCGGACUGCCCGCCCGCUUUCUUCCCCAUCGCUGCUAUAUGCUGUGACCUGGACGCAGAGAAAAGGCCGGCGUUUACUAAGCUGGAGGAGUGGCUGGAGAACUUGAAGAUGCACCUGGACAUCCGGCUGCCGCUCGUCUCCGAGCUGGAGCAGCUCAGCCGGGACUUCUGGCAGAAGCACCCGGCCUCCGAGAAUGGGCUGCGCCCGCACCCCGAGCAACCAGAGUCGGCUCACUCGCUCGCGCUCUCGGCGAGACUAAGAGGAGAGGAUGAGGAGCAGAACGGAGCGUAGCGGAGAAGAGAGGGUGGCAGAUCUGCUAAAGAAGCCUCCGCCCCGCUGGCAGAGAGCAGAGGGGGACUUUUUACCCACCUCAACGCUGGGCAGCGGUGUCGUGGGUACACACACACACACACACACACAAACACAGACACACACACACACACACACACACACACACACACACACACACACACACACGCACACACACACACACACACGCACAUCCCCUCCCUUGCGGGGUGUGCUGUGAGUAACUCUCCGUGGUUGGGAGCUCCGCAGUGGGCACAGAUGCCAACCGCUGUGGACUCAGGGAUGGAAAUCCAGCCAUGCCAUGUGUGCUGGGCGCCACCUGGGGGCGCCACUCCAGUCGCAAGGCAUUCAUCCUCCCUUCCCUUCUCUUCCCCACCACGUGGGUCCCCAGGAAACAGGUCCCAGUCACUCUCAUCGCUUCAGCCUGUUGAAUGUCCAGUCAUCGUCAACAGUCUCAGCAUGGAAGAAUCGACCAUCGCCGCAAUGUGUGUUGUUGUUGUUGACUCUAACGGCUAAGAGCCAAUGAGAAAAAGUCUUUGUCUGCUCAUAACCGAAGGUGAUGUUUAAAUUUCAUCUCGUUAAAAAAAACACAAUCUUCUCCAAGACAAUGGGGCAGCUUCAGGUGUCGUGUUGGGUUAUAUGUGAUGUCUUCAUAUAGCAAUUGUACCUUAGCGUUAACUGGUUUUUAACCGGUUUGUUUGGGUUGGAUAUUGAAGAGUGAUUUUUCUUUUACCAAAUGUGUAAAAGCCCUGUGGAAAGGCUAUUUAAUAUCAAAUGUCAUCACAAGGCAAGCUUUCAUUUGCUUUAUUCCCCUGACUAUCCUCCUAGCCUGGCCUGCUGUUAACAAAAGCCUCAAAACUGGCAGUUCAUGCUUAGCCUAAUGUGAGCACUAAUAUGUGUUGUGCUGAUAGUCUGAACGCAGCAUAACAGUUGCUCCUCUCACCACCGUAUCUCUUGUCCUGCACCAGCAUGCUGGCUUACAGUAUAUAGUGACGUCUAUAGUAUUACCUGGUGUUCAGUGAUGAAUGUAUCCUUGAUUUUGCAGUGACAGCUUGCUUUUUGAAUGGACAGCAAACAAUCUAUAACACAACGAGGAGAAGCACCAUCUAAGUGAAUGAUAUGCAUGGUUGUUAAUAACCAGUCAGUGCCCCCCCCCCCCCUGUUUGUUGAUUAACCCUUGUGAUCUGAUCCUGCAACAGAGAGAGAGAGAGUGGGGGGGGCAUACUAACUCAUAGCUAAGAGCAGCAAUCCCAGCAUCCCACUUGUAAGCAUGAGAUUUUCACAUUUGCAGGCGAUUUCAGCCUCGCACCGUCUUGCCGUAGUUUUUCCCACUGACGUCAAUGCAUCGCGCCAAGCCAGCGCUGAGAGGCUGGCAAGACUUCUAACAGGGCACCGAGUUUGGGAAUCAUCUCCUCCAUCUUUCUCUACUAGUUGUGCAGCACUGAAAUCAUUUUGCCAUUAUGGUACAGUCAUCUAUGGUACAUUGUUUGUUUUUUUUUGUCAUUGACUUGGAGUACUUUGAAGUUUCAUCAUGUGUAGUCCAACUCUAAUCAAAUGUACAUACCUAUUGAUAGUAUUUACUGUAAAUGUUUUAAAUAUUGUAUAUGUACAGACAUAUUUUGUAUACUGAUGCAGCAUUGCCAUAUUUUUUGAUUGGCUACAUGUUAAAAUUAUAGACAUAGAUAGGAGAACAGUAGAUGUUCAACAGAACAGCCUCUAAAACACCUGUAAAAGGUUGGCAUGACAACAGUGUGGCCCUUGGUUGGCUUCCUCGUUUUGGAGAGUAUAUCUAAGGUCUCGGGCCAUCCAUUUCCCAACCUGUGCUUCUCAUGUGUGUUACAUUUGCUACUUCCCAAGCAGCAGAUCGAGUUAUGUUGUUUACAGUCUGCCGGCGAGCAUCACUUUUUUUUCUUGUGACCGUGUCUGUGAACUAACUUCCUGGAAAUGCGAGCAAUCGUGGUCAACUGCUUUCUGCUCUAAACCAGCAAAAAAAGAGAGAAAGAAAUUUCACAGAGGAAAAAUGCAAUCAUUCAUGUUUCUUAUAUGUUCAAUGGAUGGCUCUGUUACUCGUUGAGACUUUGCCACUCUCUUUGCGUCCAAUGGCCACUAAUGUGCUGUUAAGUCCCUUGGCACACUGGUGUUCGACCAAGAUUAGUAUUCAAGAGGCAACGUUAUGUUUUACCAUCCAGACUCGAGCCAUGUGGUUUGGCCUUAGCUCUUAGCCAUAGUCACUGGUGUGUGGCCAUGUCUCACCAACCUGUGGAACACUUCCUGUUUACACAAACCUGCUGGCUGUAAAUAUCUCUGUAAAUCUCUGUUUGAAGACAAGCCCAGCUUUCUUUCCUUCUCUCUUUCUCUUUCUCUUUCUCUCUCUCUCCCUCUCCAUCUCCUGUGGGGGGAGAUGAGAGUUGCAUGGUGCAUUGGCUAGGUGUUUAGUUUUGCUUCGAGGAUAAAAAAACAGAGCUAUUCUUGUAACUUUGAACAAAUAUUGUGAUAGAGAGGAGAAUACAGUGGAGGAUUGUCAGGAAAGUGUGCACAGACAGCAGAUGCCGGCUGCCUGAUGCAACUGAAACAGAAAAUACAUGGAGAGGAGGGGGGGGGGUUAACACAGCAUCUCUUUUUUUGUAUAGAACCACUGAAAUCCUUUUGUAUAGAUUUUUAAGUAAUUUCAUUUGCACUAUGCUAGAAAAUGGCUGCCCUCAGGGCUAGGUUUGUCUCUUACUUUAAAGAAAAAACGAAACUGCAUUGGUUCUUAUAUGAAUGCAAGUCACUGAAGGAGCCUUUGAAAUGUAAAGGGAUUCAUUGGGAGCCUUUCCUCUGAGUAGCAAACUUAUUAAUAGUGUCUUUUAAAAUCAUUUCUUACCGCAGUAUUGACUCAAUCCCCGCUAGUAUUGCUGAAACAUGCAUGUGCAUCUUCAUUAGUUUUCCAUUCCAUGUCUUCACAGUUUAUAAUUGUACAUAUGUUUUGGAAGUUACUCUUUUAUAUAGGAAUAUUUCCAUUUACAUGGCACAUAACAGUAAAAGUGUCUCUAGUUCUUUUCACUGGUUUUGUUGCAGCACAUGCUUGAAUUGGCAAAUUAGACAUCCAUUUUCCAAACUGGACCAGUACCAUUCCAAUAGCCUGACUUAUCUUUACAAAUGAUCCUUUAGGUGAAUGACCAAAAAACAUAAUGAAGCACUAUGCAUAGCUUUACAUUACCUUUGAACUCACAUUACCUUUGAAACAUAUCUUCCAAGUUUGCUACAAAGAGGAGGGUAACUGUGGUUCCCUUGCUGUCUACAGAAAGAUCCUUUGUGUAAGAGGUUCUGGUUGUAAUGACCACUGUCCAAUUCCUUAAUGUUGGGCUACUUUCGUUAGAGCACUUACAAUCCCCAUUCCAGUACUCUCCAUUGAAAGUCCAGCUCAGGGCAUUGGAGCUUGUGAUGCUUCACUGAAUGCGAUGUUACUGCUUGGGUCGAGUUAGGUUCACAGCUUAACACACACACAUUACACACAGCAAGCAUGCAAUCCUUAACUGUUACCCAGUGAUGUCUUCACAGAUAAGAUAACUUCCACUUGCAAAAUAAUCAGUAGGUAAGAUCACAUUCCUUACCGUAUGUCUGUUGUGGACUGUCUAUGAUGCUAUGGGCAUGAAUCCUGGUCAUCUCAGUCCAGCAGACACUCAACCCAAUUCUCAGCAUGUGCGGAUGUUGCAGCAGUACUUCUUUGCAAAGGAUCUUUACCUCUGAACAAUGCUGUGCCUUUGUUUUAAGCUAGCCUUGCCAACGACUUGUAGCGUGUUUGAAAUGAUUUUUUGUAAGAAAAAUAAGAAAAAUGGUGUAAGUCUGAUGAAUUUGAUUUGAUUGCUGAUUGGUUUUUAUGAGAUUCCCACUUGUUCUCUAUAUUUAUAUUUUCCAUAUUUCCAUUGUCUGUUUUUUGGUAAUUUUGGUUUAUGAUUUUCUUUGUUCUUUUAAUUUAAUUUUUUACACAAGCUGUGAAAAAAUCUGCACUUUAAUUCCGGUUGUGAACAUUGAAAAUCCAAGGAGACGACUGUAUUUCAUUGCAGCUGGAAUAAAAUUGCCGUUCCUUAA